Molecule: messenger RNA, 13466 nt
Organism: Centropristis striata (black sea bass)
Lineage: Eukaryota; Metazoa; Chordata; Actinopteri; Perciformes; Serranidae
Gene: myo15ab
Product: myosin XVAb
Exons: 74
Coding region: 123-13001 (4292 amino acids)
Cellular component (GO): myosin complex; cytoskeleton
Molecular function (GO): cytoskeletal motor activity; protein binding; ATP binding
Source: RefSeq, a predicted model, not a curated record
CUAAAGAUGGAUACCACCAUAAAGGAGGGAAAUCUGAUGCUGAUGCAAAGAAGAAGAAAAAAAAGAAAGAUGAAACUCCGGCAAUUCCAAUAAAGGAAAUCCCAAAGAAAGGUCUGAAGAACAUGUCCAGGAUGUUCAUGAAGUUUUCUGGCUUUAAAAGGCGCAGGAACAGCAGGAAGAAGCUUAAAAGUACAUCGAGAUUGUUCCUUGGGUUGGGAAAGAGGAAGAACCGCCUUGCUAAGAAGAAACGCCGCAAGUCCAUGCUGAAGAACACCUCUCGAUUCAUGAUGAGGUUUAAGGCCAGCAAAAAGAAAAAAAAGGAGAAGGAGGCCAAGGAGAAAAAUGGUGGGAAGAAACCAACCUAUAUGCUGCUACGUCUGGGAGGAGGAGGGAGUGAGAAGAAGGGGGGCUUCUUCAAAGGUUUAUUUGGAAAAAAGAAUGGUGACGGGCCUCCUGAUGACUUCAAGAACAGGAGUGCGUUACUUGGUAAGGUUGCAGCAGCAACUAACUGGCUGACCAAACGCUUCCUGUCCACUAAAAUGCGAGGAAAUGCAGGACAGCAUGGCUGGGGUAGAAAUAGUGCACAUAGCCGACAAGCCAGCUCCAGAGGUCGUCAUCAUGGUCACUACAAUGAUGGUUAUGAGCAUGGGGAGGAGGCUUAUGGAUAUUCAGGACACCAGAAAGGUUAUGGAGGCUAUGAUGAUGGUUAUGGCGGUUAUGGGGAUGAGGCAGCUGCAGGAUAUGGAAGCCAGGGUCAGUUUGGUUACUAUGAUAAUGGGGCAGGGGGUGCAGAUUAUCAAGACCAAGGUUACUAUGAGGAAGAAGGACUCUAUGAUCCAAAUGCAGAAUAUUAUGAAGGUGGUCUAUAUGAUGAUGGCAUGGGGGGCUUCUAUGACCCUUAUUCCUCUCCCCAAGGCUACUACAACAACCAGGAAGCUGAUUAUUAUGGUUAUCAGCAACAACAGGUAAUGGCAAUGUGCGGUGACGAGGGUCUGGACUACUACGCACUAAUGGGUGAGGAUCAUAUGUAUGGUGGAGAGGCAAAUGGAUUCCUUGACCCUCCGGCUCAGGGUUAUUAUGAUGAAAACAGUCAAGGAGUUUAUUAUGGUGAUGGACAAGGGGGGUACUAUGAUACCGGACAGGCCGGUCUUUAUGAGGACCCUUAUGCAGCAGCUAUGGGGGGAUUUCCACCAGACUAUCAAGUUAGUUAUAGUGAUGCUGGCAUGCCCUACCAAGACUACAGCUCCCAGCAGGCCAUUGGAUUCCCACCAGGAGGCCCGCAGGUCUCUGGUUUUGUAGGGCAAGGGAUGGUACAGGAUCAGGUACAGGGCCUGUAUGGUGAUCAGUAUGCGGACCAGUUUGAUCAGUAUGGGGAUGGUACUGGUGGAGUUGAGGGAGGGGAGAUAACGUUUAGAGUUCCAAGACCUCAAGUGCGCCUUUUUGGGAAAGAGCGUCUAGAUGUGCCCCUGCAACCUCCACCUACUUUGCCCCCUGAUCCAGAAUUUGAAGACAUGUCUGAUAUCCAGUAUGAAGACCAGAUUCCUUAUAUACCAGGUCAACCUGGUGACAUGAUGUCAAUGCAGCAGCAAAUGGGAAUGUCACCACAAACCAUGUUGUCCCCUCACGAACAAAUGAUGAUGCCCCCACAGAUGAUGUCUCCACAGCAACAAAUGUUGUCACCACAGCAACAGAUGAUGUCACCACAGCAACAGAUGAUGUCACCACAGCAGCAAAUGAUGUCACCACAGCAACAGAUGAUGUUACAACAAGAACAGAUGAUGUUACAACAAGAACAGAUGAUGUUACAACAAGAACAGAUGAUGUCCCCACAACAACAGAUGAUGUUACAACAAGAACAGAUGAUGUUACAACAAGAACAGAGUAUGCCCGCUCAAAUGAUGUUACCACAGCAGCAGAUGAUGACCCAGCAAAUGAUGUCAUCGCAAGAGCAGAUGUUGCCACAGCAGCAUAUGAUGUCCCCACAAAUGAUUCCACCACAGCAACAAAUGAUGAUGGACCCAAUGAUGAUGUCACAGCAACAGGGUUAUGGCCCAGUGAUUCCUACUCCAACUGCCAUGAUCAUUAAGCAAGCAAAUAUGUCCCCACUUCCUGCUCGGCGCAUGCACUCUCCCACUCCAUCCCGCCGUUCCGUCAUCAUGCCCUCCCCACAGAUGCAGCGCCACCCCUCUGCCAUGGCUUCCCCGGUUCCUUCUCAGAUGCUUCCUCAGAGACGCAGCCCCUCCCCACAACCUUCCAUUAGAAGUGGGUUUAUCAAUGCCCAAAGACCCCCCUCUGUUAUCUCAAGACGUAUGUCACCUCAUUCCUCCCCCAUGGCCUCUCCCCGUGCUCGUCAGAGAAUGCCACCUCAGAGAUCACCGUCUCCCCUGGCUCGAGGACCCUCACCCCCUCACUCCCCCCGGGCCUCCAUGAUGCGGCGAAGUCCUCCACCCUCACCAAGAGCAUCCAUGAGAAGACGUUCUCCACCUCCCUCUCCCCGGGCCUCAAUGAGAAGACGAAGUCCUCCAGCCUCACCCACUCCAGCCCGCAGCCCAUUUGGAGGGAGGAAGAUGCACGGUCCACCCUCCCCUGCUCGUUCCCCGGGGCAUGCAUCUCCACCUCACUCUCCACAGCUCAGUAGAAGACCAUCUCCCUCUCCCCCUCCAUCUCGUCGCAGUUUGUCCCCUAUAGGGCCUCGACCCGGUCCAGGAUCUCCCACCCUCUCUCGUCGCUCAACUCGGCUGCUACGGGACCCCACACCAUUGGCACGGCCUAGGAUGGGGGGUAAUGUUCCCUUAGGUACUGUCAGGCCCUCACCCAUGGGUCUCCGAGGGCGUCCAGUGCCCCCACCCACCCAGAAUGUGCGUCCAUUCCGUUCCUCAAUACGAAGCAAUAGGUCUUCUGUUCUCACAGUGGACUCCUCUCUCCUCUCUUCCCCCUUUCAUUCUCCUCACAUGGUCCACCGUGCUCCCUUGGGGAGGAGAGAAUCUGGUCGAUUUCCUCCUCGCCCUGUGGCUCGAGGACGGCCCUUUAUGGCCCAGAAUUCUAUAAGAAGGAUGCCUCCGGUCUCUCCACAGCUCUCCCUUAAACACAUGCCACAUCCUGCAUCACCUCACUUUGCCCCAGAAAUGGUAGACACAGGUGAGAUGGUUUAUGAUUAUGCAGAACCUUAUGUUCCCUUAUCACCUAAUCUUUCUGGUGCAAUGCAAAACCAGAUGAUUCGGGAUGCGUCCUAUGCCACUUCACUGCAACCUGUGGCCCCUUCAUCCCUCAUGCUCUCUCGGGCUCUGCAGAAUCAAGCUAUACAAGAUGCAUCAUAUGCUUCACCUUUACAAAGGCCAAUGUCCCCAUAUGAGCAGCCAAUGGCCCCUUCGUCCCCCAUGCUCUCUCGGGCUCUGCAGAAUCAAGCUAUACAAGAUGCAUCAUAUGCUUCACCUUUACAAAGGCCAAUGUCCCAAUAUGAGCAGCCUAUGGCCCCUUCGUCCCCCAUGCUGUCUCGAGCUUUGCAGAAUCAAGCUAUACAAGAUGCAUCUUAUGCUUCUCCUUUACAAAGGCCAAUGUCCCCAUAUGAGCAGCCUAUGGCCCCUUCGUCCCCCAUGCUGUCUCGAGCUUUGCAGAAUCAAGCUAUACAAGAUGCAUCUUAUGCUUCUCCUUUACAAAGGCCAAUGUCCCCAUAUGAGCAGCCUAUGGCCCCUUCGUCCCCCAUGCUGUCUCGAGCUUUGCAGAAUCAAGCUAUACAAGAUGCAUCUUAUGCUUCUCCUUUACAAAGGCCAAUGUCUCCUUAUGAGCAGCCUAUGGCCCCUUCAUCCCCCAUGCUGUCUCGAGCUUUGCAGAAUCAAGCUAUACAGGGUGCAUCUUAUGCUUCUCCUUUACAAAGACCAAUGUCCCCUUAUGAACAGCCUAUGCCCCCUUCUUCCCCAAUGUUGUCUGGAGCUCUGCAAAACCAGGCAUUAAGAGAUGCCUCCUACGUGUCGCCUCUGCAAAGACCUCAAUCCCCAUAUGCCGCAUCUGUACCUGCAUCUCCAAUGCUCUCUGGAGCCAUGAGACAUGGUCAGGCACUGAGAGGUGUGGCUUCUUAUCAGACUCCACAGCUCCGUUCACCAUAUGGACCAACUGUUGUUACUCCUUAUGAUUAUAUCUCUGAGCCUGGCCCAUCACCAAUGCUUCAUGAUGCCUUGCAGAACCGGUCUAAUUUACAGAAUGUCUCGUCUUUAAGAUCCCCUAUGAUGCAACGCCGUAACCCUUAUGCACCAGCUGGGCCUCAGCUCCAUAAUGCCCUUCAACAGAACCCAAACCUCCGUCAAGCAAAUUAUCAGACACCUAUGCAACUCAGACGGUCCCCAUACGGCCCCCAACCACCCUCUUCACCAAUGUUAGGAAGUGCCCUGCAAAACCGACAGUUGAUGCAGGCAUCGUACAGGCUGCCAGAUGGAACCUUGAUGUCACCAUAUGCAACUACACCUUCCUCGCCAUUGCUUGGCAAUGCCUUGCAAAACCAACAACUUCGUGGAGCCUCAUACACCUUGCCUGAUGGAUCAGUUAUUAGGGACCCACGUAUCCCCCAGAAGCCCAUGUCUCCUAACCUUUCCAGAGCUCUUCAGAACCAGAAUGUCAGGGGUGCUUCAUAUACUCUCCCUGAUGGCACUAUUAUAGACCCAAGACAGCAACAAUCCAUUUCCCCAAACUUGGCGAAGGCCCUAAGCAACCCAGCUCUGCGUGAAGCUUCCUAUUCUCUCCCUGAUGGAACAAUUGUGAUUGACCCCAAGAAACAGAAGUCCCCAAACCUUGCAGCAGCACUUCAGAACCCUUACCUAAAAAGUGCAUCUUACACAUUACCCGAUGGUACAAUCAUCAUUGAUCCACGGAAGCCAGUCUCUCCAAACCUCUCCAACGCCCUUCAAAACUCUGCCCUACGGGAAGCCUCCUUCAAACUACCAGAAGGGGUUCAUGACCCCAAUAUACCAAUGUCACCAAACCUGGCUCAGGCCCUCAGUAACCCAGCCUUGAAGAGUGCUUCUUACACCCUCCCAGAUGGAACUAUUAUAGUGGACCCAAGGAAACCAAAGAGCCCCAACCUGGCGGCUGCCCUGCAGAAUCCCUAUCUAAAGGGUGUUUCCCUCACCCUGCCGGAUGGAACCAUCAUUAUUGACCCACGGAAACCACUUACCCCUGACCUGUCUAAAGCUCUUCUGAAUGAGAACCUUCGUAGUGCAUCAUACCGUCUCCCUGAUGGCUCCCUGGUUAUCCCUGGCCAGAAGCCCAACCUCGGAUCUGCUCUGAGGAGAAACCAGGCACUUCGGUCUGCAGAGCUCUAUCAUCUAACAGAUAGUUCUGUACUGUCGGGCCGACCCAAACCUACCACUCCCAACCUUGCCUCUGCACUGCGGAAUGAGGAACUCCGUUCUGGCAAUUUCAGGCUGCCGGAUGGCUCUAUUCUCACACGUCAGUUCCAGAUCCCAAAGCUGACUGAUGCCGUCCAAAACCAGCAGCUUCGCUAUGCUUCAUACAGGGUGCCAACAGGCCUGCAGGGUGAGGAUAAUCGCUAUGCUGUGGUUCCACCCUAUGGGCCACGCUCAGGACACUGGGCCAGGAAUGCCCGAGGAGGAGGGGAAGGAGGGGAAGACAUUUGGGCUGCUGAGAGGGUUUUACCACAUGGAACAGUCCAGAAUUUGUCAAAGUGGUCCAUGUACAGAGAAGAUGGGGUGUUAGAAGGAUAUUCACCCUCACCCCGACUUGUGGACGGACUGCCUAAGGACAUGGACUGGACCCCUGACAGAGUCAAAGUACCUGGUCAAAGCUGGUAUGACAAGAUCUACUCUAUCCUAAGCAUGCCCACCACAAGCCACAGGGUGAAACGCUGGGCCGAGGGAAUGGAGGACAUGACACAGCUGCCUGAACUGAAUGAGACCACAGUUCUGAUGAACCUGAAGAAGCGAUACGACCAGGAACUUGUAUAUACCUACAUAGGCAGCAUCCUCGUGUCUGUGAAUCCCUACAAGUUGCUUAACAUUUACGGCACAGACAUGGUGCUCCAGUACGGGGGCCGCGGCCUGACUGACAACCCUCCUCAUCUUUUUGCCAUUGCUAAUAUCUCAUAUACCACCAUGAUGGAUGCCAAAAAGGACCAGUGUAUUGUUAUCAGCGGAGAAAGCGGGUCAGGGAAGACUGAAGCUACUAAACUGAUCCUGCGUUACUUGACAGCCAUACAUCACAAAUGCAACGUCACACAACAGAUAGAGAUCCUGGAGGCCACGCCCCUGUUGGAGUCUUUUGGAAAUGCCAAAACAGUGCGCAAUGACAACUCUUCACGCUUUGGCAAAUACACGCAGAUCUACAUGGAGGAGGGUGUAAUCAGCGGUGCCAUAACGUCUCAGUACCUGUUGGAGAAAUCCCGCAUUGUCUUUCAGGCCAAAUCCGAGAGGAACUAUCACAUCUUCUAUGAGAUGCUGGCAGGUCUUCCUCCUCAUGAGAAGCACUUACUGUAUCUGCAGGAAGCUGAGACUUACUACUAUCUGAAUCAGGGAGGGGAUUGUACGAUAGAGGGGAAGGAUGAUGGGGAGGACUUCAGACGUCUGCUGAAUGCUAUGGACAUCCUGUGUUUCACCCCAGAGGAGCAGAACGGCAUCUACAGGCUGCUGUCCUCUGUCCUUCAUCUGGGAAACGUCUUCUUCCAGCCACACCAGGCUGAGGGUCAGGAGGUCGCGUCGGUGGUGAGCGCUCAGGAGAUCAGGGUGGUAGCUGAGCUGCUGCAGGUCUCACCUGACGGCCUGCAGAAGUCUGUCACCUUCAAACUGACAGAUACAGUGAGGGAGAAGAUCUUCACUCCGCUCACAGUGGAGAGUGCUGUGGAUGCCAGAGAUGCCGUUGCCAAGAUCCUGUACUCGCUGCUGUUUAGUUGGCUGACAGAGCGCAUCAACGGACGGGUCUACCCUCGUAACGAAGCCCUCUCCAUCUCCAUAUUGGACAUAUAUGGAUUUGAGGAGCUACAGGUGAACAGUUUUGAGCAGCUGUGCAUCAACUACGCCAAUGAAACUUUGCAGUUCUACUUUAACAGGGUCAUCUUCCAGGAGGAGCAGGAGGAGUACAUGCGGGAGCAGAUCCAGUGGCAGCAGCAGCCCGUCAGCCGAAACCAGGCCUGUCUCGACCUCAUCGCCGCUAAGCCUCAUGGGAUACUACGCAUACUGGACGACCAGUGCGGUUUCCCUCAGGCGACAGACCACACCUUCCUUCAGAAGUGCCACUAUCACCAUGGAAACGACCCGCUGUAUGCCAGGCCAAAGAUGCCGCUGCCAGAGUUCACCCUGAAACACUACGCUGGGAAAGUCACAUACCAGGUGCACAAAUUCUUGGAUAAGAACUUCGACAUGGUCCGCCAGGAUGUUUUAGACCUCUUCAUCCAGAGCAAAAACAGAAUGGUAUCCAGCCUCUUCUUAAAGCACUCAGAGUCUGUGUCUCAGCAGCGGUCUAACGUGCGGCGCAGCAGCACAGCUCGCCGUUUUCAGGCCAACACGGUCAGCGCAAAGUUCCAGAGCAGUCUGCAGGAGCUGCUGGAGAAGAUGGAAAGGUGUAACCCUUAUUUUGUGCGAUGCAUCAAGCCAAACCAUCAUAAGGAGGCAGGAGUGUUUGACAUGGAGCUGGUCAACACUCAGCUGCAUUACUCUGGAAUCAUGGAGACCAUCCAUAUCAGGAGGGAGGGUUAUCCAAUCCGAUUGAACUUUCACAGCUUCCUAAUAAGGUAUAAAUGCCUGCUGUGCCUGGAGGAUCCUCCACCUGCAGAGGGAGAAAACUGCGUCAUCAUGCUCCACAAGCUCGGUCCGGUCAAAACUGGCACGUAUCAGCUGGGAGUCAGUAAGAUUUUCCUGAAAGAGGAGCUGUAUCAGCUGUUGGAGGGGAAGCGGGACCGUGUGCUGAACAUGGCUGCCAUCACGCUGCAGAGAUACACCCGCGCAUGUUUUAUCAGGAAAAAGUUUGCCAAGUUGCGGUGGCGUGUGAACAUGUUCGAGGCUCGCUGCAGAGGCUAUGUAGCCAGGAAAAAGUUUGUUCUGAGGAGGAAGUACCUGAUCAGGUUCCGCUCUGCUGUGCUGCUCAUCGUGAACCGCCAGCGGUACAUGAGGACAGUGGUGGAGCCUGCAAGAAAGGCAGAGGAGGAUCGCAUCAACAGAGAAGUGGUAAAUGUGACAACGCUGCCUAUCCCUGCUGAGCUGGCACUUCUGCUUCAGGCGGCCUCAGGUAGUGAAGAGCUGCAUUCUGACUGCUUGGCAGUGGUCCAGGCUCCGAAGGUUCAGGUUGACCCCCAGCUGACCCUGCCCCUGGAUAUCAACAACUACCUCAUGACACACUACAUCCGGGCCAUAUUUAGGGAUCCGUUGUUCGGGAUGCUGACAGCCCCGAUGGAGAGUUCACUGAUUCGAAUGGAUGAAGAGCUAAAACAAGGAGCUCUGAACAUUUUCAUUCUGAUACUAAGAUUUAUGGGUGAUCCAAACUUAAAUGGGGCUCAGGAGAAUCUGUUUGGGAACUACAUCAUCCAGAGAGGACUUGCCAAUCCCAGUCUGCGAGAUGAGAUUCUGGCUCAGGUGGCCAAUCAGGUGUGGAGGAAUCCGAACAUUUUGAAUUCAGAGCGUGGUUGGGUGCUCCUGUCGUCGUGUCUCUCUGCCUUCCUGCCCUCUCAAAGGCUGGCCAAGUACCUGCUGAAGUUUGUGUCUGACUACGGGCCGGAUGGAUACAACUGUGUGUGUCAGCACCGUCUGCUUCAAGCUCUGCAGCGGUUGAAUGUUGGGCCGGAGUAUGUCCGUACCUACCCGCCCUGUCUACUAGAGUGGACCGCCAAUCGCAAGAGAGCUCACACUGUCCUGCACAUACACUGCUUUGAUGCGGUGUCCUUCCUGUGUCCCCUACACUCUUGGACAACAGGAGAAGAAAUGGCCAAAGACAUCUUACAUCACAGGGGUGUGAUGGAGGGCCGCCGAGGCUGGUCGGUGUUGCUGAAGGAGCCGGCUCAGUGGGUGGAGCUGGAGGGCUCAGACUACGUCCUGGACUUGAUGUCGGACCUGGAGCUUCCUGCUGACUUCCCCAAACACAGCAGCUACUUCAUCAUCUCCGCACAGGAACCGACCAGAGUGCGACCCAACACCAGCAUAAGCCUGUUGGGUGGUGGGUUUGACAUGAAGGAUGACGUCAUGUCUUCAGUACUUCCUGGCUCUGAUGGACUUGACUUGGAGCCUCAGAGAGGGAUGGAUCGUUAUCUCGACAGCCUGUUUGACCCCGUACUGUCAGAGGGAACUGGAGAAGUAGAAUCAGCUGCAGGACUGGCGAGCAGGAUGAAGGGCGCCGGGGGUGUUGGAGGAGGAUGGCAGCAGCAAGGGCAGUCAACCGGCCCCCCACUUCCACCUGGGGCUGUGAGAGUCCUUCCUGUGGGAGGCGUGAUGUCGCCUCCUGUUGCUGCGGUGGCACCUGUGACACCUGAUGCCCGGCAGGCUGUUUUGGAGCAGCAGCAGCAGGCGAUCGUGAACCAGCAGGCCAUCAUCAUGGCCCAGCAGAUGACCAUGCAGGCCAUGGCCAUGGUCAGCCCAGUGACCAGCCCCCCCACCACCCCCAUCACAAGCCCACCCAUGAGCCCUCUGCUCCAGCACCCUCCCAGCCCGUACGCCCCCACCAGCCCCUAUGCCGUCAUACCCCCGAGUCCGUACGCCAACAUCCCACCGAGCCCCUACGCUAACUUCACCCCCACUCCCUACGCUGCGGCAGACAUCUCGCCCAGGCAUCCCUAUCCCCUUCCUGCUCCACUUGAACAAACUCCAUCGCAGCUUCAAGCCGUGCCUCCGCAGACUCAGCCCGGAGCUCAGCCUCCGCCUCAGGCCCAAACUAACAAAACUCAGCCAGCACAGCCCAAAGCCAACGCUGCUGCACGGGUUCAGUCAGGUAAGGACAGCGUCUCCCGGAGGAAGGCUCCAGGCAUCCCCAUAAACAAGGACACACCAGCCAGAAAGUUUGCCCCAGUGGUGACGACUCCUCCGCCCCCUGCUGGAGAGGUGGUGAAGUACUCGCCUCGGACUAUAGAUCACGUCGUCCCCAGCCAAGAUAUCCAGGACAUCAUCAAAAGGUACAACUCGCCACCUCCACCUUCAGAACACCUGACACCUGAGAAGAGGAGACCAGAGGGGAAGUUUAAGAAGAAGCAGACCCCUCGUGAUGAAGCUUUACAGAUCCUCAAACCGCAGAUGGACCACCCUCCUGCUCCACAACCCAAACGUCCUGUUGCCCCCUCACCAUCUGCGUCUGCACCGAAGGAGGCGGGAUCUAAACCCACCAAGAGCAAGACCAAACCACCUGUUCGUCCUCUCCCCUUACCUCCUCCAGUUUCUCGAGAGCUUCCUGUGGAGACGGAGACCAUCCAGACACAGCUUCAUCAGAGAACCAAUGAAGAGCACUACACCUACACCAACGUUCCCUGGAGACUGUACCUCAGGAAGGAGGUUUUUUAUCCCAAAGACAGCUUCAACAAUCCUCUGGUGCUAGAUCUCAUUUUCAAACAGAUAGUGAACGACACUCUGUCAGAGGCGUGCGUUCGCAUCACCCGGGAUGAAAGGCAGAAAAUGAAGGCUCUUUUCGCUAAACACGGGGUUCAACAGAAUAUGGAUCCGGUGGAGGAGCAUGUGAAGAAAACAAUCGUGACGGCUGCCAGGGAAACCUGGGAAAUUUACUUCUCCCGUCUGUUCCCUGCAUCGGGUAGUGUAGGAACAGGUGUGCAGGUGCUGUCAGUGUCCCACAGCGGUAUAAAGCUGCUGAAGACCGUAAAAAGUUGCGCUGCAGCUCCAGACUACUUCAGAGUCCUGCGGCCCUACACCUACGCAGACAUCCUGUUUGUAACCAUCCCCUCUGAAAACAUGCUGGAGUUCAAUCUGACCAACGAGAAACUCAUCCUGUUCUCAGCCAAGGCGCCGCAAGUCAAACAUCUCAUAGACACCUUCAUCAAUGAGAUCAAAAAGGACUCUGACUACGUGAUUGCAGAGAGAAACUUUGUGACAGACGAUCGAUCGAUGCUCAGUUUUCACAAAGGUGACGUUAUCAGGCUGCAGGUUAUGGACGGACUAGAGAAGGGUCACAGCUACGGCUGUGUGGUGAGGAAGAAGGUGGUGUUUCUGGAGGAACUGAAAAGAGAAACUCAAGACUUUGGUUGGAAGUUUGGUGCCGUGUUCGGCCGCUCCGGUGCGUUCCCAUGCGAGUGCGUCCAUCCCGUCGCUCCUCCUGACUUCCUGUCGCUGCCACUGGACCGCAAGUCAGAGCCACGAGGAGGAGCGGGACAGUUCGCCGUGUCAUCAGCCGUCGCUGUGGCCGUGGCGUCCACCAUGGCGGCACAUGAGAUAGAUCAAACGAUAGAGAAGAUUUCCCUUGACGGCUUUGCUGAAGGAGAUCUGGAUGAGAGGGCCCUGCAGGACAGCAAAUAUGACAUGUUGGAGUUCGCCAAGAAGUACUUCAGACAGGGAAACAACAUGAAGGGAGAUACCCUGAAGAGCAAAAGUAAGAACAGAGACUCCAGAGAGCCCAUUGAAAUGAUCAAGUUCACCAAGACUCCUCUGACUGAGUCUCUGAUUGAGUUCAUGGACCCAGCCAUGAACAGAGUGGCAGCGGAUCUCUUCCUGUCGGUGAUGCGUUUCAUGGGCGACUCUCCAUCAAGAGGAUCGACUGAACAGGAAGUGGUCAGCAAUUUCCUCAAGCUCAUCGGAGAGUUCACCUUGAUGAGGGAUGAGGCUUACUGCCAACUUCUCAAACAGCUUACAGCUAACACCAGCUCCAAACCUGAUAGUUGCCAACGAGGCUGGAGGCUGCUGUACAUCCUGACCGCGUUCCACCGCUGCUCUGAAGUCCUCAAGCCCUUCCUGCUGAAGAACCUGCAGCAGGCUUCUCGCAGCGCCGGGGCGCAGUAUCAGGGCAUCGCGAAAGCAUGUGAGCAGAACCUGAAGAAGACGUUCCAGUACGGCGGCCGCAGUGUUUCCCCCAACAGCAUGGAGCUGAAGGCCAUGAUGGCUGGACGGAGCUCAAAACGUCAGCUGUUUCUUUUCCCAGGAGGCAUUGAACGUCACGUGAAAAUCAAAACGUGUUCUGUUGCUCUGGAGGUGAUCGAGGAGCUGUGCUAUGAGAUGGGUUUACACAAACUGGAGUGCAUGGAGGAAUACGCCAUAUUUUUAGUCACUAACAGAGGUCAGAAUGUGCGUCCUUUAAACAAACAUGAGUACAUCCUGGACGUUGCGACAGAGGCGGAGUUAGUCGACACAAACUACAGCUUCUGGUUCAGACGAGUCGUCUGGACUCAGCCGCUCAAGUUUGACAAUGAGCUCUGUGUCGCUAUGCAGUUUAACCAGAUUCUGCCAGACUACCGCAAAGGUCUGCUAAAUGUUCUCCCACACGGAAAAGUGAGCGAUCAACAGUUUCACCAGAUCUCCAAACUGGCAGCUUUGCAGCACAGAGCCAAAGACAUCGUCUUCAUCCCCAGCAUACACGAAUUAUCAGAGUACAUCGCCCCACCUCUGUUCAAAAAGCAGCCGCCCCAGCAGUGGGUAACGAUGGUGACGCAGCACAUGCAGCAAGUGCAGACCCUGAACCCUCACCAGGCCAGAGCUCAGUUCCUGGGGCUGAUCAGCGCAUUCCCCAUGUUCGGCUCCUCGUUCUUCUACAUCCACAGCAGCAGCUCCACCUCCUUCUAUGCGCCCUGCAUUGUUGCUGUCAAUCAACAUGGCCUCCACUUCCUGCACAAAAAUACACACGAGCUGAUGGCAAUGGUCCCCCUGGUGGAGGUGCAGUCCAGCCGCACCCAGAGGCCCACUGCUGGAACGAGCUACCCGUAUGUGGACCUCACCCUGGGGGACUUGAACACGCAGCGGCUCAUUCAGCUGCAGCUGGAGCAGGGCCUGGAGUUGUGUCGAGUCAUCGCCAUGCAGGUGGAAAACAUGAUGUCCGUGCGGGAGAGGAGACUCACCCUUCCACCCAGUGAAAUCACCAUGUUAUAACUUCAGCGUACGCACACACUUGUAUGAACACACACAUAAAUGAUAUGAUAAUAAUUGUCCUACCUCUUCUUGCCUUCAGGUGUUUUAUUAAUAUACAUGAAUGUGUAAGUGUACCCUGAAGUCACGACAUUAUACCUGUUAACUGAACAAAGUGCAUCCUGAAGACAGUGAAAAGUCAAUAUUAGUUAAUGUUUCUUACAGGACAUUUUUAUAGUUGCACUUAAACAAUUCAAGCUGUUUUAAAAUGUACAUAAACUGUUAAUGUGAGGAAGCUUCAGAGGCCUUUUCAUUACAAAAUUUUAUAACUAAAUGGAACAUGUUUUUUUAUUUUUUUUAUUGAUACUGAUUACUGUAUAACUUGAUUAUAGUGUGAACAAUUGUUGUAUUCAACCUAUAUUAAUGCAUCAACUUUCUUUUUUGUAAAGAAUAUUUUAUCAAAAUAAAAUAAUCUAUUUUAAAGAGAGA